GGGGGCCACAACUGUAACCUUCCACCAUCUGUAAACUUUCGCGCAAACAUCGGCCUCACGUGUACUCUUUGUCUCAAUCCAAUUGCAAGAUCUGCCGUUGUCUAUAGUGCUCAAGCCGCCAUUUGAAUUUGGAUUUCUCGGGGUAACAUCGCCACAUCUAUUCAUGGAAUCGUCGACGUCCUCGAUUUCUAACAUCCCUUGGACACGAACACCAUCUAACGGCAAGACACCGCGGCCGGGAGAAAAGAUAAUGGAUGACAAGUCGAUAUUUGUGAAGAGUACUCCGCAACCAGGGCAUCGAGGCACGCCAUAUAAAGAGAAGUACCAUGCUAUGCAGGAACGGUUCAACCAGGUCUCCGCGACCCGAGAAACCGCCCGCCGAGAGUUGGCCAUCGCAGAGGAGAAACUGAAGCGGCUACAAGAAGAGUGCAACCUGCUCCUGGACGCCGUCGACAUCGCCGUGCCUGCGCAGCCGACUUUGCUGCACUACCUAUCGCAGGACCCGAUACCCCCGCAGUACCACUCUUAUCAGGUGCCGUUUCCUGCAGCGCCCGGCGCGCCGGCGGCGCCUCCCGAUCCUACGCCUGCACCUGGGACCCGCUCGCGUCGGAAAUCUGCACAUCAGACUAUUGGGAAUGGGGUCAGUAGGAAGUGAUUGUGCGAUUAUCGGUUACAUUCUUCUGCUAUUUGUACCAAUAAUUGUAUGAUCCAUGCUAUUGCGGAUACUUAAUCAUAGAGAUUUUUACGUUGAUUGUCAUGGGCAUAGAUGAGCAGCGGU
Messenger RNA from Laetiporus sulphureus 93-53, 778 nucleotides. RefSeq lists its product as uncharacterized. The transcript is spliced from 7 exons. Lineage: Eukaryota; Fungi; Basidiomycota; Agaricomycetes; Polyporales; Laetiporaceae. The coding region runs from base 164 to 655 and encodes 163 amino acids. The record is from RefSeq and is a predicted model, not a curated record.